This is a messenger RNA of Chelonus insularis, 959 nucleotides long. RefSeq names its product GATA zinc finger domain-containing protein 1. Gene Ontology annotation, biological process: chromatin organization. Bases 179 to 859 code for a protein of 226 amino acids. Lineage: Eukaryota; Metazoa; Arthropoda; Insecta; Hymenoptera; Braconidae. Gene Ontology annotation, cellular component: nucleus. The transcript has 3 exons. The record is from RefSeq and is a predicted model, not a curated record.
UUUACUUUAUCACUCGAUUUCCAUAUCAAGUCAUGUUUACAUUCUGGAAAAAUAAAUGAAAUUGUAUUUUUUUUGAAUGAAGUUUUAAUAUGAUGAUACAAAAGAUGCCAAUUCUGUACGUUUACAAGUGUUGUCAUACGAUAUAAAUUAAUAAUUUGUGCGGACAUUACAAAACAUAAUGCCUUUAGGAGUGAAACCUGAAUGUGUGAAAUGUGGAGUUCUUGAAAGUCUUUUAUGGCACGCAACAGAUUUGGGAAAUUUGUGUAAUAACUGUUUAGAGGAUGAAAGAAAUGCCAGUGAUUCUUCAAAAAAAAAUGAUGAGGAGGAUAGGAAUGGGUUGUCUAAACCAGCGCGUAAAAGUACUAGAAUUACUCGAUACUGUAAGCCAUCUAAAACAAAUAUUUCUAUGAAAGUUGUUCCCAAAGGGAAAGGUCGAAGACAUAUUUUUAAGAAACAACAACCGAUUAAAGCACCUUCAGCAGUUGCGACCCCCGUCACGAGUAAUUUUGUAUUUUAUAAAGGAUCAUAUUUUCAAGUUGGUGACAUCGUUUCUGUAAGAGAUGUUGAUGGAGGAAUUUAUUAUGCUCAAAUCAGAGGUCUUCUAACUGAUCAGUACUGUGAAAAAAGUGCUGCUUUAACAUGGCUUUUGCCCACGACUGAAAGUCCUCCUCCAGAUGAAGAGUUUAGCCCAGAAACCUACAUAAUUGGCCCUGAAGAAGAUUUACCACGCAAACUAGAAUGUAUGGAAUUUGUAAUGCACGCUCCAUCUGAUUAUUUUAAGCUCAAAAAUACUCCUUAUCCACCUGUACUUACAGAAACAGGAACCGGUUAUAUUUGGACAUCACUUAAAAAUGAAUAAUUUUUGUUGUAAAUAACAAAGACUUAUAUUAAGAACAAUGUUUUUAUUUUUUAGUUUAUUUUGAUAAAUAAAUCAUUAGAAAUCUUUCUCAUAAAAAAUA